AUGGCAGCAGCAACUGCUGCUACUGCUGCUGUACCCGUCGCUGUGGAAGAAGUCUUUCCCGGCUAUACGUCCAUUGCCAGCCGUGGAAAGGCUUUCUUACGUGUUAUCGAUUUACCCGUCGCGCCUCCGGCGAUGCCUCGGCAGUCGGUAAGGUCACCUGGGGACCCUUCCUUUCGAGAACCCGAUGCUGCCCCUCUCCUUUCCGUACAUGAGGAUGUUGAAGUGAAUUCAGCAGCUGUUGCAGCUGCUGCAUAUGCUGUCGCUGAGGAGGGAAGUUCGCUAGAUGCAGCCCUUGGUCUGGGAGAAGUGCCGCAUCAGUCUCUAGAGGACUUUGAAGAAGAGGCAGAGGGCGGCACACAGAAUCGAGAGGAAUCGCUGAUUCUGCAUCCAGAAAGCCCGUGGCUUUGCAGCAAGUACAGCGCUGAGGCGAUUGCUCCCAGCAGCAGCCUAAACACUGGGAUUGGCGGCAGCAGCAGUGCUGGCAUCGACCCCCCUAAGGCAGAGGCAGAUCCAAAGGUAGCCGCAGCAGCUGCAGCACAACGAAAGGCUAGAGCGUCCUGCAUACGGAGGGCUCAGGACCUUGAGAAGGUGUGGCUCUUUGGCUGGGCGGCAUGGCUGCAGAGCCUCAACAGCAUAGUUUUAGAAGGCUGCAGUAGCAGCCGGAGCCAAGGCAGCUACAGCUGUACACCCCUGCUUCAGGGUGCUUGCCUUGCAUCGUAUAUAGCUUUUUGUACCAAGGCCCAAAAUCAGCAAGAUUCGCAAACUGUAGGGACUCAGCGAAGCCGGCGCCUGCUGCUGCAGCAUCUACAACAGUUGCAUCAGCAGGUCCUGCAAGCCAAAGCCACAGCAGAGGAAGCACAGCAACAUUUUGAUCAGCGCUCAGCACCACCAAGUCCAUGCAGCGCAGCAGUCGUGGGACAAGCACCAGCAACAACACAUGGUGCUGGUGGUCCGGAUACAAAAGUGGGGGAUUGCUACAUCCCAGCCGACGGUUUUGCUGCUUUCUGCUUUAUAGCAAGCUUCCAACUCCUGCCAGAUGGUCGCCUGCAGCACCCCUUCUUCUGUGCUUCUAUGCCACACGCUGCUGCUGCUGCUGCUGCAACGCGCAGGGCGCAACACGCACAGCAGCAUCUGCAGCAAGCUGCGGCGAUGGCCCUUGUCCCGAGACUCUCAGCUGAGCAAUCGGGUGCAUUCACGUCCGUUCAAAAGGGGGGAGCUGCGGGACUCCUUGCCGUGCCAUGCCACCGUGCCCUUGCAGGAGAGCAGCAAGCGAAGUGUGAACGCAUGCAGCAACAUCAGCAACCGCUAGUUAAGAGGGAAAAUUCAGGCAACCCUGCCAGCGGGGCCGCGGUGUUUCUAGAUCCUCUACUUCCACUUGCUUCUGGCCGCCGUCGCCCUUUCCCUUUUGGGUUCUCGUCUCUCCUGGCGAAGUCCUUGCGAGCUCUCAGUACCUGCAAGGCCCCGAGCGCUCUUUUGGCUGUUCUCUUUGUGGCCCUCUGUCGAGCGUUGGGCCUUACUGCUCGUCUUGUUGUGCAACUGCCGCCUGCAGGUCUCCGUAUACCUAAGACUGAAGCUGAGAGCGCGUGUCUCUCCCCGCCGCCGCAGGGCCUCGUCCGCCUCUUUGCAGCCGCGGGUCUGCCGAUCCCGCCGUUUGCAGCUGCAGCGAAGUCCCCGUGUGCGUCUGCAGCCGCAUCCACAGCCGCGGAGGGAGAGAGCUACGUGAACCAACGGAAAAAGGCCGCUGCACAACGCAGAGGGCCAUUGAUACACCAGGAAACCCCUCUGCAAGCCUGCCCGUACGACUCGCUCUUUACGAUUACAAAAGCAGCUACAGCAUCUUUAGCCAAGGCGGCCCCUCAGAUGCUUACAGCUGAUGGCCGAAUACGGGAGGCUCCUACACGCUUGUUGCCGCACCGGAGGCAGCGCCUUGAUACAAUAGGCGUAGCAGUAGCUGGCCAAGUAGGCAAGAACGUAGUUUUAUCACCUCUAAGUCGCAGCGAGACGCUGCAGCUGCUACAGCUGCCCGAGUCUUUGCAGGUUUGGGGGGAAUUUUUCUGCCCAACAAAGAAACGCUGGAUAGCUUGUGUAUUGAAGGGGCCGCACCACUCGAUAUACGAUGCCGCGGAUGUCCUUGCUGGUCGCCGCCCCCCGACGCCCUUUCUUAACGCAUCUGCCACUCCUUUUGGUGGCGUUUGCCCUGCUCGUGCAAGAGAUCUUGUCCAGGAGCAGCAAAAUAAACAGGUAGCGGCAGCAGCAGAGUGCGCUUCCUUCCUUACCAGCGGCCUGCUGCUUACUACCAAGCCAAAAAGACGCUUCCUUGCAGCAACCGGCAGCAGCAGUAGUAGCACUAGCAGCAGCGAGACUGAGGCUGAGGGGGCCGCAGCAGCAGGAAGCUCCAAGGCCCAGGCUACAGCAGCAACGGCUUCCACUUGCUCAUCAGGCAUCCCAGCUUGGACAGCAGCAACACGAGCAGAGACGGCACUAGGUUGUCGAAAAUUAUCACGUGGACUGUUGCGCUGGCCUCGUUACUGGGAUGCGGGGAGGUGGGGUAUCCUCUUUUUGCAUGCCGAUUACCUGGCCCUCAUUGUGUUUCCACAGCAGCAACAGCAACAGCAGCAACAGCAACAGCAGCAGGAGCGGGUACUCCGUUUGCCAUUGCUGCGCACAUUGCUGUGGCGGCUACAGGCAAAACUUGUAGAUCCUCCAUUGCAACUGCAGCAGCUCAUGCUUGCCGUUGCCGAUGCAACGGAAGGGAGGCCUUCUGGCAGCAGCAUCACUAGCACUAGCAGCGGCACCAUGAGCAGCGCCGUUGAUGCCCUUAUUGCAGCGCCGCAUGAGAUGGCGGAAGAGGCAGCGCUCAUUGCCGAUGAGUUUGCAGCUGCGUGGAAACAAUGUGGCAGCGGCAGCAGGAAGAAACGGAGCUGUGCAGCGUUGUUGGCGUGUGGCACCACGACACCUACGGGCAGCAGCAGGAGCAGCAACGACCAAAAUAAGUCUCCAACAGUUUAUGGAGGUGGCGAGCUGUUGGGUUCAGAUUUCCUUCGGGCCCGAAAACAAGCGAAGGGUAGACUGUUGCAGCCGAGGCUGUGCGCGGCGCCGCAGGAGGAAGCACAAAAGAAGCAGCAACAGCAGUCCAUCACGUCAGCCGCCGAAGCUUCAUUAGCAACCGCUGCGGCAGUGGUGCUGCAGGAUAGAGAAUCCUAUGUUCAAGAGGCACACGUGGAAGUGCGGGUUUUCCAGCCUUCGUUGCAGGGACAGGAGGAGCAACAUCAUCAGGAUCAACAGCAUUUAAAUUCUCCGGCGCUUGCGGGAGACCGUCAGAGUCGUGCAACAGUCCGUUUUGUUCUGGCCGUUGAGGCUUCCGGCACACUUAAAGACGUAACCCACAGAUACGUAUCGAGUCGGGGGGUUGCUAUUUUUGAGGGAGAGCCCGUUUUUCUCCGAAGGGACGUGGUUUUGCUGAAGACGGCAAGGCAGUGGCGACGCGAACACCGAAGAGUCAAAGAGGGCGAAGAGCCCCUUAAGACCCUAAAAGUGGGAGCGCUGCGGCCCCCUUCUGCGCAUCUUGCAUCCCUCUCCACUGCCCAAGUGCUGCGACGGUACCCGCACUUGUUGAGGCAGCAGCAACACGAACAGAGACAGCAGCAGCUCUCGCUACAACAAAUGUGGAGCCACCGUCGGCUUGCUUACACGGCAAAGAACCCAUGUCUCCGUGCUGCUCUCCAGAAGCAGGAAAGCCUGGUGCAGCCGCGCCAGCAGACGCAGGAGAUUGGAUUGUUUGCGCAGCACCAGACGGAGCCAAUGGAACGGGACAGAGUAUCCGACGGCCGCGUUCCAGCAGGGCCUCAGGGGACAAUCGAAGUUGGGGAGCUUGCCCCUGUGCCAUUGGGGACUGUGCACCUCUCCGUGGCGGAGUGGCAACAAGCGAACGCGCGGUCGGCCUUGAGUGGAGCGUCUGCAGGCCAGGCGCUGCAGACGGCAGUAACAGAGAUCCUGGGAUCCUCCGAUGGAGGUGCAUGGGCCCCUGCUGUAAUUGGAUUUGAACGGGAUAUAUCUGGGGCCUGGAGAGCCCUGAGGGACGGUGUGGUUGUACUGGAUACUGCAGCCGCAUCCGUCAAAGAGCGCUGGCAUCAAAUCACUGCGGAACGAGAGGGAGCCGCAGCUAGACGAAGGGAACAGCAACGCAACGCGAAGCUGCAGCUCGCCUAUAGGAAAUGGAGAACACUUUUCAAGGCCAUACUCUACGCAGCAAGCUCUCAGCAAGAGCCUCUGCACCAGCGCAUACACCAACAGGAACAGCAGCUGGUUCGUGCGGCGGCCGCAGCAACGGGCAACGCAGACCCCACGCCCCAUGCUGCCGCUGCAGUCGCUGCUGGGGUCCCUACUAGAGACACUGUGGGGCCUCCAACUCAGCUGCAUAUCCCGAAUAGGGAGGCCCACUGGGAAACGAUCUAG
Messenger RNA from Cyclospora cayetanensis, 4455 nucleotides. RefSeq lists its product as uncharacterized. The record is from RefSeq and is a predicted model, not a curated record. The coding region runs from base 1 to 4455 and encodes 1484 amino acids. Gene Ontology annotation, biological process: nucleotide-excision repair; mismatch repair. The transcript is spliced from 8 exons. Gene Ontology annotation, cellular component: nucleus; nucleotide-excision repair factor 2 complex; XPC complex. Lineage: Eukaryota; Apicomplexa; Conoidasida; Eucoccidiorida; Eimeriidae. Gene Ontology annotation, molecular function: damaged DNA binding; single-stranded DNA binding.